GUUCACACUGGGGAGAAGACGUUCACCUGCUCAGAAUGUGGGAAGGGAUUCACGGAUUCAUCCUGCCUACUGGUACAUCAGCGAGUUCACACUGGGGAGAAGCCGUUCACCUGCUCAGUCUGUGGGAAAGGAUUCACACAGUCAUCCCACCUGCAGAGACAUCAGCGAGUUCACACUGGAGAGAAGCCAUUCACCUGCUCAGACUGUGGGAAGAGAUUCACUCAAUCUUCCACCCUACAGGCACACCAGCGAGUACACACUGGGGAGAAGCCGUUCACUUGCUCAGUCUGUGGGAAACGAUUCACUCUGUCAUCUACCCUACUGGUACAUCAGCGAGUUCACACUGGGGAGAAGCCGUUCACUUGCUCAGUCUGUGGGGAACGAUUCACUCUAUCAUUCCAACUACUGAAACACCAGCGAGUUCACACAGGGGAAAAGCCGUUUGCCUGCUCAAAAUGUGGGAAGAGAUUUGCUGGAUCAUCCAACCUACAGAGACACCAGCGAGUUCACACUGGGGAGAAGCCGUUCACUUGCUCAGUCUGCGGAAAGGGAUUCACUCAAUCGUCCCAACUACUGGCACACCAGUCAGUUCACAAUGGGGAAUGGCCAUAGUUAUGAAUCCUCGGGUUUCGUUUGCUUUGUACUAUCAUUUUAAGAGAGAGAGAGAGAUUAAGAAGGCGAAUCAGUCUGGCUUGCAGCUUGUUUACAUCGCUCACGGCUUGUUUUGUUUUAACCAAGGACACAGACACUCAGAGUCAUUCGGAGACGAAGGAGGCAAAAUGGAAAGAUCGAAACAAGGGAACCAGUGGCCAAGGGUCACUGUUUGGAAUUUCCCUAUGCCCACAAGGGUGGGUUAAUUAUCGAUUCAGCGUACAUGAAAUGUGUGGUUGUUACCUUGUUUGAUCCAUAGGAGUGGAUCUAAUUUGGGGUACCCUGUGAAGACUGCUGAUGUGUUAACCCUUGCCUGGGUGUGGUGUGGUUAUUCACUUGAAGCAGAUACCCCUUCUGACAAGUCACCUUCGGUGAUAAAUUAUACGUGGGUUUGGAACGACGACAAAUAAAAUUUACAGCGACUGUUCUCUCGUUUUACAGCCAUGGAACCUGUGGAAUUCGACAUAAUUGCAUUCUCUCAACAUUUACCAUGGAUUACAAAUAUCUCUCUCAUCACCUAUUCUGUGGUUGAACUGAACUUUCAUACUUUGCCAUCUCAAGAUUCCAAGCCUUGUUUCCCCCGAACUCAAUAGUUUGGGAGUUUUAUUUACACACAUAUAUACACAUAACACUGUUACCUUUUGUUUAUCUUGCUUAUGAUACUAUAUUACAAGUAGAUUCUAAUAAAGAUAGUUUUAACAUCAAAAACAGACUCCAGGUAUAGUCUAUUGCUGCUGGUUCAUUUCUAAAACGUUAUGAUUCGUAACAAAAUUGGGGCCUGCAUCCAGUAUAUGAACAGAUGUGGGGGUGUAUUCAUUAAUUAUCAAUUUCAUCCCUUUUAAUUUAUUUGUGUGUGGAAAAUCAGCAGCAAUGGAUGCUGUUAGAUGUCUGGAAGCACCAACCUCUGAGGCAUUAGAGGACGCCAGAAGGAUUGAGUUGUUGAGUCUUGCUAGAUGGGUAAAACUUGCUAAGGUGAAAUUGACAAUGAGGAGGGCACAGAUCCAGAGGGUGAUAGCUGAACAUUAUGUAUCUGAGGGUGUGUUUAAAGUGGACGAGUUGGAGGUGUUUCCUGAAAGUAAACCUCGUGAGCUUGAGCUCCAGUACAAGUGAGAAAAAUUAAACUGGCUGCGGAAAGGCAGAGGCAGUUUGAGGCUAGAGAGGCAGAAAAAUAGAAGGAGGAAACAGAAAGACAGAGGCUGUUCGAGCUGCAAAAGAUAAAGAGGUUGCAGCAAAGGAGUUUAGUGUUAGUCUCUGGUGAUAAAUUUGACGAGAGUUGGGAAGUUAAAUUGGUCUCUCCAUUUGAUGAGGCAGAGAUUGAUAAAUACUUUCAGCAUUUUGAGAAGAUUGCUCAGAGUUUAAAGUGGGUUGGCCUCUUCUCAUAAAAAGUGUAAUUAAAGGGAAGGCUCAGGAAGCUAUUCUGCUUUGACAAUUGAUGAAGCAGCUGAUUAUGACCUAGUGAAACAGGCUAUGCUCAAAGCUUAUGAGUUGGUCCCAGAAUCAUACAGGCAAACGUUUAGAAAUUUGAGGAAAUCUGUGAACCAGACUUAUAUGGAAUUUGCUUAUGAGAAGUUUGUGUGUGUGACCGCUGGUGCACAUGUAAAAAUGUGAAUGAUGAUUUAACAGCUUGAAAGAAUUGGUUUUAAUUGCAGAAUUCAAAAGGUGCGUCCCUGAUGACAUAAAGACGUAUGCCUGUGUUCUGUAUGUUGAAGCACCAAAAAACCCACAGGGUUCUGAACAUUCUAUGGAAGCUUAGUUAAAGUCUGAGGGGUCUGACCGUGUUAAGAAGGGAUUUGAUCAUUUUAUGUCAGAUGGAUUUGUAUUAGUAAAGGAAGGG
Hypanus sabinus (Atlantic stingray) is the source of this 2485-nucleotide messenger RNA. Its product is annotated as zinc finger protein 3-like. The annotation marks the transcript as partial. The record is from RefSeq and is a predicted model, not a curated record. Gene Ontology annotation, biological process: regulation of transcription by RNA polymerase II. NCBI's taxonomy places the organism in Eukaryota, Metazoa, Chordata, Chondrichthyes, Myliobatiformes, Dasyatidae. The transcript has a single exon. Gene Ontology annotation, molecular function: RNA polymerase II cis-regulatory region sequence-specific DNA binding; DNA-binding transcription factor activity, RNA polymerase II-specific.